CAAAAUUCAAAUCGAAGUUAUUGAACAAAUGCCAACCAAUCUCUACUUCGGGAGAAAUACCAAGUAUUCAAAACUUUUUAUUAAAUAAUUUGUUAUUUUGUGAUCAUUAUUUUAAGGAAAAUGUCAAGACAUUCUUUUGCAAGUCCAUUGCGCCCUAAAUUGCAAACAGCCAAAAAGUUUCUGUCACUACAAAUGUCGCAAGCAAGUCAUGCACUAUCAGAUGAAUUCAACAACAUUCUAAAAGGAACAAAGCCAUCAGAAAAGAAGAGAAGACGUAUUGUCGAUGAAAUAUUUUCCAGUGAACAAAGUUAUCAGGAACAUGUACAUCUUAUCACAUCAAUGUUCCUAUCACCGCUGAGAGAGCUGUCUGUAUUGCCGGAGCAUGUUCUCAACGUCAUCUUUUCUAACAUUGAAGCCAUACAAAGCGUGAAUCGAGAGCUUCUUGUUCACAUGGAAACUAUGGGUAUCGGCGAUGCAUUUUUAGCUUUGGCGCCGUUUCUUAAACUCUAUAGCACGUACGCAAAUAAUUUCGAGAAUGCUUUGAAUACGAUCAAGGAAUGGGAGAGAAAAAGCCCAAAAUUUGCAUCGUUCAAAAAACAGCAAGAAAAUCUCGAUGACGCCAAAGGCCUUAAGUUAAACGCCUUGCUGAUAACGCCCAUCCAGAGAAUUCCAAGGUACAAAAUGCUUUUAGAGAAUCUCCUCUGGAAAACACCCGAAGAUCAUGAUGAUUUUUCAAAAUUAAAGGAGGCCGUCGAUCAGAUCAGCAAAAUGGCUCUUGAUAUUAACGAAAACAUUCGUCAGCAUGAAAAUUUUCAAAAGAUUUUAAGCAUCCAGAACAGUUUUAGUCGAGAAUCUGCGCCAAAGCUCUUGGCUCCCGGGCGUGUAUUUAUUAAAGAAGGCACAUUAUUAAAGGUUGGCAAGCGAGGUUGGAGGUCUGCAAGAGAGAAAAAUUUUUUCUUGUUUUCUGACAUCUUGAUUUAUGCAAAGAGAACUAAUGACAAAGAUUGUAACAGGCCAUUUACAUGUCUCAAGGUGUUUCCACUGCAUGAAUGCAAGGUUCAUGAAGUUUUGGGUGAUGGAAACACAAGAGAAGGCGGUGCUCUGUUUUCGAUUGAAUUUAAGAGCAAGUCCCUAUUGCUGUUUUCCAAAUCACAAGGAGAAGCUAAAUCGUGGUUGAAUGAAAUUAGAAAAACCAUUGAAAAUGUUACUGGACACAGUAAGCUCAAGUCUAUCGACAAAAGACCAUUGCAAGCAGCUUGUAAUAGAAAACAGCUUUCCAGACGUAAAAUAAAAAGGUCGAGUGGGAGAAGAACUGUCGAGAAGAAACAGGCGCCAUUCACAGUGUCCAGUCCAAGCCCUGAGAAAGAACUUACAUCCCCUUUGAAGAAGGAAGACUUAAUGCAAGAUGAAAGCAUUCUUUUUAAGGAAAACAAAGAAAUUCCCAAUCUUGCUCAGAGCUCUUUUUACUCAAGCGUUGAAAUUUCUGGGGAAAAUGGUUUAGAAGACGACAUUAAUUCAAAACAACUUUUCAGACGACGUGAAUUAAUCACUGAAGAUCAACGUUCACGAACAGAUAUAAAAAGAAAACUCAGUGAAUCAGAAUUGAGCUUUUCGUCAAACAAGAAGAUACGAAAAAGUGCUCGACUAAGUCAAUGGUUUUUUCCAUGCACUGGCAGUGUUUAGCUGCAAUGUUUUUAUUGUUUUACGCUUUUUGUUUCUCUUCUUUUGAUAUUUACACAUAUGUUAGCAAUUUGAAUUUAAUGUAAAUUUUCGCAUAAAAGCUGAUCAUAAAAUUUUUAAUUACACAUAUUAGCUAUAAAGGAUUCCUUUCAGAUAUUUUGAUUGAAAACUAUCUUUUAAUCAAAAUGUCUUUAAAAUGUGUGCACGUGUAAGUAACUAUUUUAGCAUUUUCUGGUUGAUAAACAUUAACAAGAACAGGAAAACUAAUCUGGAAAAGCUGUGUGGGAAAUUUUUAUCUUUUACCGCUUGUGAAGAGAAUAUGUGAGGUUAAAUAUCAAAUUUAAUUGAAAAAGGUGAAAGUUUCGACUCUGUUGUUUAUUCUAUAUAAAAUACUUAAACUUGAACAUAUUUUGAGAAAUUGAUUAAAUGAUUGUUUCCUGGACAUGUAGAAUUGAUUAAAUGAUAGUGUCCUGGACAUGUAGAAUUGAUUAAAUGAUAGUUUCCUGGACAUGUAGAAUUGAUUAAAUGAUAGUUUCCUGGACAUGUAGAAUUGAUUAAAUGAUAGUUUCCUGGACAUGUA
Molecule: messenger RNA, 2260 nt
Organism: Xenia sp. Carnegie-2017
Lineage: Eukaryota; Metazoa; Cnidaria; Anthozoa; Malacalcyonacea; Xeniidae
Product: FYVE, RhoGEF and PH domain-containing protein 4-like
Exons: 13
Coding region: 121-1683 (520 amino acids)
Cellular component (GO): cytoplasm
Molecular function (GO): guanyl-nucleotide exchange factor activity
Source: RefSeq, a predicted model, not a curated record